Molecule: messenger RNA, 10601 nt
Organism: Cuculus canorus (common cuckoo)
Lineage: Eukaryota; Metazoa; Chordata; Aves; Cuculiformes; Cuculidae
Gene: N4BP2
Product: NEDD4 binding protein 2
Exons: 20
Coding region: 626-6040 (1804 amino acids)
Molecular function (GO): ubiquitin binding
Source: RefSeq, a predicted model, not a curated record
CCGGCGGGACCCGCCCCCAGCCGGGCCUCGCAGGCGGCGCGCGCCCGGUCGCGAGCUUCGGCCCCUUUUCCCUCUGGAAUGCCCCCCUCUCCGCGGCGGAACCGAGCGAGCCGAGCGGCGGGAGGUUUUCUUUGCGAAAUUCUACACGUGAUGGAACAAAUCUUUUCUUUACCAGUAUGGAUAUGUAAACCUUUUCAAGAUGGUUAAGGACCACCGUGGAGAACAAAGUGGAAUGACAACAGAUCUUUAUUAAACGUGCCAUCAGUGGUGAUUUUGGAAAGAUGAGAAGGGACCUACUGAAGGGCAGGUCAGUGAAGCUGAAAAUUGCAGUAUCUCUGAUUUGACUUACUUGGAGGAAUCCCGUGGGAUAGGGCCCUAGAAGGUAGAGGGGGCCAAAAGAGCUGGGCAGUAUUAAAGCAUUUCUUUCUGCGGGCUCAAGUUUGAUGCAUCCCUAGGAGUAAGCAGAAGAAGUGGAAGAAAGAAGUGGAGAGCAACGAAGCUGGUCUGCUAUUGCUGUUACAUGUAUCCCAGUUAUGAGAUAUUUUUUCAUGAUUUCUGGACUUGAUGCUGUCAGCUGCAUGUGAAUAAACUAAAACAAAAAGCAAGCUGAAUUUUAAAGAACAAAAUGCCACGGAGAAGGAAAACUGGUGGGAGUCCUUCUCGGAAGAAUGGCAAUGUUGAUGGAACUGCUAUUGCUGUAUCCCAGGGGGACCCAAGCCACUUGGUGUCACAAGCAGCGCAUAGUGGCAAUAGGGAAGAGCUCUUCAACAGCAUGUCAGAGAUGUUUUCUGCCCUAGAUCCUAGUGUGGUUUAUAUGGUUCUGUCUGAAUGUGAUUUUAAAGUGGAGAAUGCUAUGGAUUAUCUGCUAGAGCUGUCCACCCAUGCCAAAGGGGUAGCGUCUUCAAAAUACCUGGGUUUUGAUACAGUAGCAUCAUCGGUAGCUCUUGUUUAUCAGCAAAGAUCUGUUGCAAAUGAAAGAAUGGGGGAAAGUACUGCAGAACAAAGGAAUUCUGAAGAAGAAAAAGAAGAGGUCCUGUCACCUGAUGUGCAGCUGACUGAAGACAUAGAUUCCUUAAUAGAAAAUGCUCUUCAGAAGUACAGCUGGAGUGAUGAAUUGCUUAAUUCUGUGAAUGACCAAAUAGUACAUAUGCACUCUGUGGAACAUGAUGACUUUAAUGAAUUUCCUGAGUGGGAAAAAUCUGAUUCAGGUUGCAAUGUCCUAUUUUUUCCACAGCAAACGGGGAUGAACGGUGAGGUUUUGGAAAACUCCAGCUGUUUUCAGCCGCUAGAAAGUCAGCUGGGUCUCCAGACAAGCUUACCAGCUGCAUCAGACGCUUUUGUACGGAUACUGGAAGAUUCUGAUUUGUCAGAAAUGCAUGGUCAACAUGAUAUAGCUUCAGAACCCUGUAAACAGUUGAAUGGAGAAAUAUCAUGUGGGAAGUCUGAUCAGACACAAGACACUGUUUUAGAUCAAAAAAGCGUGACUGCUGCUUCUGAUGAGUCCUCCCAAAUACCUGUGGAGCUUAGAGCAGCUGUAACUGAAAAUCCUAAUUCAAGGUGCCUGAAACAGGACGAAAAGAUAGUAACUGCUUUUAACAGCCAGCAGAGCACUUUUCUUCCAGAGGCCUAUGUCUCUCUUGAAACAUCCGUUUUAGAAACACCAAAACCUGCACAUUUUCAGCAAGCUCAGCAGGGCUAUAACUUAAAUUACUCUACACCAUCAUGUCACCCUCAGCAACGCUGGAAUCUCAUGGCUCCUGUGUUUUAUCCGUCCAGUAGAAGUCGCAGCUUUGUACCUCCUGUGGCUGUCAGUCCAGAGCAGUGGAGACCUGUUUCAGACUGCAGGACUUUGGAAAAAGGACAUUUUUUCCCCUCUCCAUUCCCAAAUGCCUGGGAUAGAAACUCUUCUCUGAAAAUACGGGGAAGUCAAGAUAGAAGCUCAAAGUUGAACCUCUUGGAAGCACAGCAGCCACCUGUUUGUCACACGAGAAAAAAGAUGCACCUUACAGGUCAAGUGCUUGUUCUUCUCAGAGGUGUUCCAGGAUCAGGAAAAUCAUAUUUGGCAAGGACUUUGCUUGAGGAUAACCCAGGUGGAAUCAUUCUUAGUACUGAUGAUUACUUUUAUAAACAUGGACAAUACCAUUAUGAUCCUGAUUGCUUAGGGGAAGCGCAUGACUGGAACAGGAAACGAGCCAAAGAAGCAUUUGAAAUGAGAAUCACUCCUAUAAUAAUAGACAACACAAAUAUACAAGCAUGGGAGAUGAAGCCUUAUGUUACUUUGGCUCAACAGUUCAAAUACAAAAUCAUGUUCCGAGAACCAGACACUUGGUGGAAGUCUAAACCAAGAGAACUUGAGAGGCGAAACAUUCAUGGUGUUUCUAAAGAAAAGAUCAAAAGAAUGUUGGAACGGUAUGAGCCCUGCCUUACCAUUAGUUCAAUAUUGAAUUCUUCAGUCCCAGACAAAUCAGAAGCUGCUGGCUGGAGUGACGAUCAUUGUCAGGAAGAAAACCGUAGACAAAAAAAAAAAGUGGCACAUUCUGAUGUACAGGAAGAAAACCUUUUUGCUUCUAAUGUGGAGCCUGAACUAUCAGCUUCAGCUAACACUGAAGAUGAUAAAACUAUUUCCAGUACUUCUCUAGCACUAGAAAGUAACUGUCAUCCUGAACAUUUUCAGAAAGAGGAAAAAGAAAUGGAAAACAACUCAGUGGAACACUUAUCUGAGAACAACACUGUUCAAGGUGGCUUGGAUAUUUGUUUACCAGAUUGUGUAGAAAAAGAACUGCCCUUCGAGAAGGAGGACAGAGAAAAAAUAGGAAAAAAUGCUCGAAUAGAAAUGGAUGAGGUUGAUGUGACCACAACUGAAGAGGCUGUGUGCUUGCUUACAGGAGGACUUAAAGAACACAGUGGUAACGACAUUGUCAAAGCUCAGACUGAAGCUGAACAAUCAUGUGAAAUAGGUAUGGAACCAAAAUCAGCUCAAAGUAUUAAGAUAAUCGAACCAAGCAGUUCAGCUUUUGACACAUCAGGAAAACCUGAACUACUAAACUUUCUGGGUGACUGGCCUAUAGAACAGACAAUGGGGCAGAGAGUCAAAAGAGCCAGAAGACUAGAAAAAUCUUCUCUAAGGAGUGAUACAGAAGGUAAAACUCCCAGUGAGCAGCAUCCCGAGUUGAGUAAAGAGCAAGCAGGCCUGCCUGGAACCUGUACUGUUGAAAAAGUACAUGAGGAAGGAAAACUAGCCUCUAGCUGUUCCUCUCUUAGUUCAGAUAAAGCCACACCAGAACUGCAAAUGAUAGGACAUUGGCCUGUCUCAGGCUCAUUAGAACAGAGACAACAAAGGUCAAGGAGGAUGAGAAAGACAAGUCUAAAUCAGUCAGAUGAAAGCAGAAAUGGUGAAGGUGACAUUAAUAGAAAAGCUCUUGAGACUGUAGACAUGCUUAGUGGGACACCUGUGAGCGAGGCAGAGCAACCAGAUAUAAAGAGUUUGCAUGGGCACCAACCUGAAACAGUAACUACUAAAACAGUGGGUGAGAAGACGACCCAGCAAAAUAACGGAACAAGGAAACCUCACAAAUUAGCCCUUACUUUUACAAACAAGUUGCCCCAUCCCAAGAACGAGGAACACUUGUCUUUGUUCAACACAGUGGAAGAAAAGCAUGACACAUGCUCAUGCAGACAAAAAAGCAGCUAUUCACAGACUGAAUCACAGGACUUUGCUCUCCUGUGGAGAUUAGAAAAGAAAAUACUCUUUCCUGAGACUACCAAAGUAUUGGAUGGGAGACUAGAUGGCUUCAAACCCAAAGACGUUGGUAAUAACUCAGAUUCUCAGGAAGAAAUACCCUAUCGAGUAACGUAUGAUAAAAGUACAUUUGUGGAAGAAAGUGAACUUAUCAAUAAUAUUGAUGAGUCUGAAAAGCUAGAUAUUCUGUGUAAGCUUUUUGAGUCUGUUUCCGUUGAAGCUCUGAAAGAUCUGUAUGAAAGAUGUAACAAAGAUAUAGACUGGGCCAUAGGUCUGCUGUUAGACUGUGAUGAAAAGGUAUACGAAGAUGAUGAUACUGAACACUCACAAGUAAGAGAAGCUGAGCCAGUUGUUGCAGACCUUGAUUGCAAGGCAAGUACAAAUUGUGCUGAGAAUCUCAAAGACUGUGAACAAAUUCUGCAAGUAACUGAGGCUGGUGAUGUCUCUGAGCCUUCAGAAGACAAAAACUCAUCACUUGGCAUUGCAGAAGGUAGAGCUACCAAGGCUGCUGUGACAGAUGCUGAUGUGUUUGACUUGUUUACUGCUACCUCAUUGAGUGAUUCGGCAGAACUGAAAAGUUCCGGGGAUGCAGGCCCUAGAACUGAUGGAGGCAGCUCAGCAGUAGCUAUCAGUGAGCCACUCAUUUUGGGAAGGCAGAAGAUGGAUUCUGAGCAUCCCGUUGAAGAAACUAUAAAUAAGCCAUCAGUUUUACAACUUGAUGCAGGGUUAUGUAUACCCAUGACUUUGCGUCAUGGUUCUGACACAACUUAUACCAGUUUGAGAUUUGAAUUAAAUAAUGGAAAUGACGGUAACCCUUCAGAAAGCAAUGCAGAGAAUUCCAAAGUGACUGCUUCAUUACAGGAAGUGGAUCAUGCACCUCUGGUGGGUUCUAGGAAUGAUAAAGAACUGGAGACAGAUGAAGAAAACCAGGGGAGUUCCAGAGAGAUAUGUGGUAAAGCAGAAAUUGAGGCUCCAAGCUGGGAUGAAACUAAAGCCAAGACACAAAGCCCUAUACCAGCAUCACGUGCAGCCUUUGAUAUAGAUUGCCUCGAACUAACGUUACCUCCAGAACUGGCUUUCCAGCUGAAAGAAAUAUUUGGGCCUGUUGGCAUUGAUGCAGGUUCACUGACUGUUGAGGAUUGUGUGGUUCAUAUUGAUCUGAAUUUGGCGAGAGUGAUUCAUGAAAAAUGGAAAGAAUCUAUUCUGAAGCGUCGGAGGAGAGAUGAAUCAUCUAAGUUGUCUGCAGAAGGUGCUACUGUGGUUCAUCAGAUAGAUACAGAUGACUCAGAAAUGCUGUUACCUCAGAAUACAGACAGUAAAAUACAGAAGAAAAACAUGAGCUGGGUUUCAGGCUCAUCUAAUGACAUACAGACAAAAAAUCCAGCAACAUCGGAUGUUUUUCCUUUUAUGGAUCACUGGAAUGCUCAGAUUCAGAAAGUUUCUCUCAGACAGAUAAUUUCUGAAGAAAUAGCUAUGCAGGAGAAACAGGACCUGAAUCGUGUUCCUUCUAUGGCUAGAAAAGACUGUGCUGCUAAACUAAAGGAGAAGCAACUUUUUGAGAUGUUUCCAACCAUUAAUCAAAAUUUCUUAAUGGAUAUCUUCAAGGACAACAACUACUCUUUAGAACAAACUGAACAGUUUCUGAACUGUGUUCUGGAGGCAGAUCCUGUAAAAACAGUUGUAGCUCAAGAAAGCGCUCAGCGAGGUAAAAUUGUUUCUUCCUACAGUGCUGCAAAGAACCGGGAGAAGAAGCUUCAACAUUGCAAAUUCCUACAGGCAAAAAAAUGUAAGGAAGAGGAUGAUCCUUUGAGUGAAGUAUUUCAAGAAGUUGAGUAUCCACAAUAUGAGGAUUUAAGAGCAGAGGCUUUUUGUCACCAGCAAAAGAGACAGGAAUGUUUGAAAAAGGCUGUGGAGGCCCAUCGCAUGGGUAUGAAGCCUGUGGCAGCAUUUUAUGCACAUCAGGGUCGCCUUCAUGAGCAGAAGAUGAAAGAAGCCAACCAUGCUGCUGCUGUGCAAAUCUUUGAGAAAGUAAAUACUUCCUUGCUACCUAUGAAUGUAUUGGAUCUGCACGGUCUCCAUGUGGAUGAAGCUGUGAAUCAUUUAUCCAGAGUGCUGCAGGAAAAAAGUGAAGAGUACCAGCAAACUGGUGGUAAACCAUAUCUCUGUGUAAUCACGGGAAGAGGAAGCCAUAGUCAGGGAGGAGUUGCUCGCAUUCGACCAGCAGCUAUCAGAUACCUCACAAACCACAACUUCAGGUUCACAGAAAUAAAACCAGGCUGCCUGAAAGUCAUGCUGAAUUGAAGAGCUGUUGAGAAAAGAAGAGGAAUAUAGAAACUGAGGUGUCAGAGUGCAGAUACAUUUUUUUUGAACCACUACAACAGUUUUGUAACAUGUUUUAAAGGACAAUAUUUUAUUAGAAAUGGUCUCAGUUUACAGCAAGUGGUUUUGUCAGUAUGUUUCCAAGAAUUUUUUUUGCAUAGAAUGGAUCCUUUUUUGAACCUGCAAAAAGACACAAGAUUUGAAGUCUCAGAAAUGCAGAUGAAGAAUUCUGCUGAGCAGUAUAUAAUGUUUUAAAGGGAAGUUAAGGUACAAUUUUAAACAUAACUGUCUUCUCAGAAUACCCAGUCUGUGUCUUUUCAGACUCUCACAUUUUAAUUGCUGUGGGUUUUGUGCUUUUAAAACAUAGUAGCUUGUACAAAGUUACUUUUGUGAUUCAGAACUUUGUGCUAAACCCUGAGCACAGAGGGGGUGGGAACUCAGCAACUUGUGAUAUUUUAAAUCCAGUUACAGCUCAGUGCUAAAUAUUACAUCAGACUUUUGAAGAAACCUGGAAGUCUUUUUAGUGGUUAUUUUGUGAUGACUUGAUGAGUUCUAUUGACCUUUUUCCAUUUUAAACUUCACUCAAUAUUGAUGCACCUUGCACAUAAAGGACUAUGCAUUAAUACCAGCUGGGUGUUUGGUAAUUUAGCAGACUUACUGUGGCUUUAAUUAAAGGGAAAAAAUACAAUGCUGUAGUUCAGUCUCCACUUACACAUAGCUAAUACUGUAAUUUUGUAGGAAAUGCCCAUACUUCUUUCAGCAUCUACUGGAUUAAAAUUGUUUCUUCCUCUGUGGCUUUUUAAAUGGAACAAAUUGAGUACUGUUUCACUUCACUUUACUGGUGUCUAAUAGUGACAGGUCUUCAUUCUAUAUGUAUUAAAUUUGGUGAUUUCUUUGUAGAAAACGUAAUUGUCUGUGAGACAUUUUAAAUGUGUUUUUAACGUCAACGUGAAUGCUAAUACUACAGUAGUAAUUGCCUAACUGGAAAGUCCGGGAGUAUAAAAGUUAUUCUGUUACUGUUGGUGUUGCAUCAGCACCCAGAAAUAGUUGUGUAAAAAAACCCAAAACAACGAUCUCCCCCAACUGAAUAUAAACAUCUGUAUUUUGGCAAGUGUUUCCAGUAAGCAAUCAGGACAGGUUUUUUAAUAGAAGUAUUUUCUAGAAUGCAUUACUACUUUUAUUCACAUAUUUGCCUCUUGAAAGGCAUACAAAAUUUUGUUGUAAGGCUUUGAACGACACGCACAUAGAAUUUGUGUAUGAAUCCAUAUGUGUGUGCAAGUUCUGCCAUUUGUGUGCAUGGGUAGCAAUAAGCAAGGAACUUCUGCAAGAAAGGUGUACACAGAAAUAGAUUUAACUUGAAAAAGUUUCUGUAUAAGUUGCUGACAAACUGAGACAUGAUAUUUCCUAACUAUCCAUAUUCACUGUAAUAUGUAUGCAGUGAAUGCAGCGUAUGGUAGACUGAAAAAUGAGUUUGACAUGCUUCAAUAGAUACAAUAAUCUUUUCAUGGUGAUUUCCAGUGGAAGAAUAGCUUGAAUAAUAUUCAACCAAAGGGAGUCUACUGGAAUAAUAGACCAUCAUGGAAGUUGAAUAUUUUUUGUGGGUACUUAGUUAUCUGAAUUGUCUCUCUUCUUUUUUUCUCUCUGGGCUGCUCUGGUAACAAGUGAGUAAAAUACAAAAGAUCAAACAGCGCUAGCAGAGGUGUUUCUGUCCUGUGUGGUGAAGCCCAUGCUCCAUCCUCUUGGAUAGUGCCUAAUAUGGACUGUGAUGUCAUUUAGGCAUUUGGACUUGGACUUGAGAAAGCACUUGAGACUAUCAGCUCUCCAUGGCUGCAGAUGCUAGAAUUGCCUCAGCGGAGCUAGGAUCUUUCUUUUGGACCAAAGAACUGAACUUCCUUCUGCUCCUGAACAGGUUUUUCUUAGUGCUGCCAUUUAUAACAAAUGGAGGGGCAGCUGUAUAGAACAUAGUCCCUGUUGAUUGGCCCAGGUGGCUGAGUUGACCAGCAAAUAUCCCUGUGUUGAGCUGCUGGGUGCCCAGGCCCCACGGUGACGUGCUUGUCACUUCUGAUUGUCUUGGGAGGGAGCCCGAUUCACUCAUCAUAUUCACACCAUUCCUGACAUGGACAAAGGCAGCUUAGAUUUCAGUUCAAAAGACAAGCAGAAGAAGUUGCUGUCUUGCCCAUCUGUUCACCAUAAUCUAGUUGUUGACAAGUUUACCCUGGAAGUGAGAAACAGAGCUUUUUACCUUCUUCUGACUUAGCAAGGGGACAAUAAUUCUGCUUGACUCUCUCCUCCCCAGAAAAUGCUCUAACCAGUGUGCUCAGGAGUGUUCUUGAAGUCACCACUUCCUGAAUCUCUUUCAGAAAUUGCCACUGAAAGCUAAAAAUGCAAGAUCAAUGGGACAAAAAGAGAUUAAAUAAUAAAAAGUGCAUAAACAGCCUGUGGAAGAGGGCUAGGACUCUUCUGAAAAGAAGCUGUUCCCACUGAGCUUCAAUGUCCUUCUAUAUUAUUUUUUGGUGUCUUAGUCCUAUUUGGAUAAAUGCAUAAAAAUUGUUCAGGGUAAAACCUCGAUUCUGCCCCUUACUAGGAGAGUUUGUUUUCUUCAGUCUGUCCAAGUCAGCAGAGGAGUACAUAGCUGAAGAGCAAUUUGGAACAGUUCCCCCCGCCCCCAUCCAUUGUUCUUUUGGGAGGGGUUGAGGGUGAUCAUUUGCGUAGUCUGAGUUGUUGAUUACAGGCUGAAUUUUGAUGGAAGAUGAUGGUUUACAGUUGUGACAUGGGCAAAACCUGUCUUGCCUUUAUUGACAUUGGUGACAGAGCCUUCAGCAUCUCUGGGUGAAACGUUGCAGUUCCAUCUUGGAGAAAAUAUGAUGAGCUCAGCCUUUUUCUUCCAUAAGGAGCUUAGUCGUGCUUAGAAGCUGUGCUGAGCUGGAUGCAGACUGGAGCUGAAGUUCAGUGCACAGAGAGAAAGACAGAUUUUUAUUAGAGAGGAUGUCUAUGCCUUCAGCUACUUGCCAAACUGUCCAGAAAAAAAAAAACCCACUGGACUUCUUGUAUUUCUUUAACUGUUUUUAUAAUGUAGAGUGGGAUUAAUUAUAUCAAGUAUAAUUGUUUCAAAAAGGUAUUUCAAAGUAGGUUACAUUUCAGAACUUCUAGCUUUUGUGUUGUCUUUUGCAGUUACAUCAGUGAGAAUCCCAAGGUAUGGUGUAAAUUCUGUAUAAUUUUAAACUUUUAAUUAAAGUAGCACUUAGAGUAUUGCCACCAGCAGCCUGAAAUAGUAUGCGACUGUUAAAAUACCUAUUUUGCGUACUGCUUUUUAUUUGAUUCUUCAACAGCAUGUGAUUGUGAUGACUGGUAGCCUUUAACACCUGACUUUUGGUUUCUUUUUUAUAAAAUAUUUUAACAUCUCAAUUUGUAAUUUGGGGAAAUAAUAUUCUCUUUAUGCAAAAUAUAAUGCUUGUGCUAGCAUUGAGUAAUCAGUAAAGGAAAAAAAAAAAAAGGGCCCAGAGGUGCAACAAAGAAAGUGGAUCACCAAAGCAAUGUGUAUGUUUAAAAAUAUAUUUGAGUUGAUUGUGAAAGUAUUAGGGCAAAAGUGAUUUCUUAAAAAAUGUUUCAAGAUACCUUCAUAACAUUUUUAAUUACUUUGGCUGUUGCUUUUAGUAGUAUGUGGUACAAUUUUAUUUAAACUUAAUGUUUCUAUAGGCCUGUUGAAGGACACUUCGGGCAAAGUUUAACUGGCAUUUUUUGGUGGUUGUUGGAAACCAUUGUGACUUGGGACUCCCCAUUUAAAUAAUGUACAGAUGCUCUAGUCAUAGACUAGAACAUCACUCGAACUAGAACGCCUGGAACAUCACUGUUGCAGAUAUGUAUAAUGUCAGGAAAGAUCUUUACAUCUGCAGCAGAAUAUUUGUUCCAGGAGGUUUUACUUGAGAGGGUGAAAUGUAGCCUAAUUUAUUUAAUCUAGCCACAAAAUAUGGUGGGUAGACAAGGAAUUAAUUUCAUUGUCAAUAAUGGCAAAGAAGGAUUGUUAUACAUGUAGCAUGAGGAAUUAUACAUAGACUUUGUUUGAAGCUUAUAUCUUCAAAUGCAAUUCAAAUUUCCAAGAAUAACAUUGCCCUCUCUGCAGAGCUGAGGACAGAGUAUGCACACUGUAGCAAAGGAGAGUUCGUUGAUCCACCACAGUUCCUAAGUGUCAUGUCCUCAUAAAAAAAAAAAAAAAAACCCACUACAAAACCCCACCAAAGCCCAACUGUUCAUGCUGUUUCAGCUAAAUAACUGUACAGAAGAAAUGAAUGCAUGUCAGUAUGCAUGUGAAAAGACCUAGUAUUGCAGCUACGGUUGUAAAAGCUGUUAGGACCAGUACAUUGGAAGAUAUUGAUGUCUAUUUUUAAUUAAAAUAAAAAUGGAUUUUUUAUUUGUAUAAAAUUGUAAUUUUGCUGUUCACUAUAAAUUUCAAUUUUUACUGAAAUACAGUUUUAUAAUUUGCAUUUAGAAUUUCUAAUGUGAAAAGGAAUUUGCAGAAUCUAGUUUAAUAAAGGAUUUUUGCCAC